AUGCGUGCGCUCGGUAACUCCCUGCCAACAGAGGGCGUGGUGACUGUCAACGGCGUGAGGCUGACUGGGGAGGAACACCGCUUCGGUGAUGGCGUGGUAUACGUUCUCGAGUCCGCCCUGCCCUCUUCUCCCUCCUCUCCCGCCACUACCAGGCUUGAAGAGGGCCAGAAGGAGGUGGUGGUGCCGCUGGAGGGACUGCGAGGGCCGCCUGUGGUGGUGAAGAAAGAAGGUGACGGUGCUCGAAGUGGUGCUGGUGGAAAGGCCGCCACGACCACCCGCCUGCCGCCCCUCACGCAUAGGUUCGCAACUUUCAAGCCACGCCGCCACUCUUCCGCCACCACAUCACCGCGUCCCAACCGUCCCGCGCACCCCUCCCCCACGCGCCGCGCCGUCCUGCAGCCUGUGUUUGGAGAGGAACCCCUGGAGCCUGCUGACCCGCUAGCCCUCGAGCCUGCAGCAGGUUCAGGCGCCGGUGGGUUGUUCGAAGAGGUAGACCUGGGGUUGGAAGGAUCCGCCGCCGCGCCGCCAGCGUCGACCAAAAGCGAUGGCCCUUUCCUGCCUUCCUUCCUCGCCUCCCUUCACGACGCCCCUGGGUUCAUUGCCGCUGAGUUCCUGCAUCACUUCCACGACGCGAACAUCACCGAUAAGUUCCGUGACACUGGCAGAUACACCGCACUGGUUCCUCCUGACGUAGCCUUCUACAGCUACUACCCGAUAGACUGGGGCUUCAAUCCAUUCCUGGUGCACAAUUUCACCAAAGAUGUGCUGCUCAACCACUUCGUCAGAGGAAACAUCGCCCUGGACACCCUGCCGGCCCUCGCGGAGCUCACCACACUCGGGGGACGUGUCAUCAAAUUUACCAGAAGGGGAGGCAAGCUGCUGGCCAACGGUGUGGAAGUUAUCACCGAAUCUGAGAGAACAGUGUCGAGAGGACGUAUCUUCUUUAUUGGCGAGCUGCUUUUUGUGGACUACGACAGGGUAUUUGAGCUGCAGAGCCAACAUGGUGACCUGGAAACAGCCCCCCUGCUGGGCACCCCCUGGCCCUCCUCUCAGUUCCUCUCUCACCUCCUGGGCUGGUCAGAGGAGCAACCUGAGACAUCCUUCUUUGCUGAAUACCUCAACCACACCAACCUGGCCUACCUGGUGCCUGGCCAUGACGAGGACCUGGAGCCCCUCAAGUACACAGCCUUUAUCCCCACGGACGAGAUCGUGUCCUCCUCCCUCUAUGCCGACGCUCCCGACCCGUUCCUGCUCGACGAGAAGCUACGAGACCACCUAGUGCUGAGUCACCUGGUGUCUGGACGCUUCUACGAGGAUGACCUCAGAGCCGCCACCACCCUCACCACCCUGGCCAACACCACUCUCACAGUCACCAUCACUCCAGAGGGUGAGGUGCAAGUGGAUGGCGUGCGAGUGAUCACCCCACACACCUUCCUUUACAACCUGGGCAACGUGUACCUGGUGGACGGCCUGCUUGGUGUCACAGACGAGGACAUUUUCAACUCCAUCAGCAAGUUCUCACACGUGGAUGGCACCAACCAGGAGGGUGGCGGAAACAUUGCCAACAUCAGACCAAACCUGAACAACCCAUCAACAGAAGACCCACAGACCAGCCCAGCCCCAACCACCCCCAACCUGCCCCCAGCACCACCUCCCACCACAACUACCACCACUACCACCACCACCACCACUACUCAAGCUCCCCCUACCAGAGCCACCUCCCGCCCCUCCCGCUUCACCACCCCCAGCCCCUCCCCCACCACCCCUCGCAUCCGCUUUGAGACCCGCACGGAGAUCAGCAUAUCGCGGAGAGUCAACGACGGAGCAGUGGAGACGGUGGAGGGACGGUGAAGGGAGGGGUGUGGAGGGGAAGGGAGAUGCUGGGUGAUGGGUGGAGAGAAAGGCAAGAGUGUCUAGUAGUAAUGGGAAGGAAAGCAAGUGUUGAAGGAUAGUGAAGUGUUAACAUAAUGGUUGUGCAGCCUCUGAGAACACUGAUUUUUAUGUUUAGAUUGUAUUGUACAGAGUUGUUGUUGUUCUAGUUUGUUCCUCAGUGGUGUUUUUCAUGCAUGUCCAUCACCAGUGCUGCUACAAUUCAUGGCUAUUAUUACUACACGUGCUGCUAUCAUUGUUGCUCCUCACUCCAGGCUAUCCUAACGUGAGAAGAAUGUGUUGGUGGCCAGACCCAUCCAGUAGAGGCUGUGGGUGUGACAGAGAACAGUGUCUGUGUACAAAUCCUCAUUAACUGUUACUGUGUAUAGGACUGUUCAGUCACCCCAGCAUAAAGGACAGGUUGUGGCAAGGUUGUCAGGUGAAUGGUGCAUCACUCCAGUGGGGGGGAGGGGGGAGGGAGGGGCUGAGUGAUACCUGGACCAAGUCUUCCUGUUUUCAUUACUGUUGAGAGGCUGUAGGUGCACCAAGGCAGCCUGGCUUAAACUAUUCAAGAGUAUAUUCCAUGUAUCCAGUUGCCCUGUAUUACCGUUAUUGACUCCAGGUGACUGUCUGUCCAUCAGUCAGAUAGUACAAUGCCUGUGUUAUACACAGGGGUUUAUAUAUAAUGAAAUUAAAUGUCUACAAUUGUU
Scylla paramamosain (green mud crab) is the source of this 2579-nucleotide messenger RNA. RefSeq lists its product as uncharacterized. The transcript is spliced from 9 exons. Gene Ontology annotation, biological process: extracellular matrix organization; cell adhesion. Gene Ontology annotation, molecular function: cell adhesion molecule binding. Bases 1 to 1851 code for a protein of 616 amino acids. Lineage: Eukaryota; Metazoa; Arthropoda; Malacostraca; Decapoda; Portunidae. Gene Ontology annotation, cellular component: extracellular matrix. The record is from RefSeq and is a predicted model, not a curated record.